AACGUUUUAUCUGUUACAAACAAAUAAAAUAAAAAUAAUAAUCGUAUGGAAACGAAUCAAAAUUAAGCAAACAAAAUCCUUUUGCAUUAAAUAAAAUCGAAAUUAAGCAAAUUAUAUAUAUAUGUGUAUGUAAAAUCAAUGUCAUAAAUAAUUAAAAAAUUAACAGAGUAGUGUAAUUAUAAUGUUUUUCUCUCUAAUUCGUCAGUGUUAUCGCUCAUCUCCGGCAGAUCGAAAGGAAUCAUCUUCUUCUUCAACCGCGAUUGAUACGCACGCGCGGACGACGACGACGACGAUCUCUCGAAGUGUUAAUCGCCACGCGCCGCGUUGUCCGGAGCAGAGAAGGAUCGACGGAACACGGCGGUGGCGGCCGUCUCUUUCUGCCAUUUCCGAAGACGCAGCAUCCACCACCGUAUUCGCCGGAGAGGCUGAUCGCUCGUUUGGAAAAGUUGUAGCCAGAGAAACGACGUCGUUUUCCCGCAGAGAUACGACACUGAAAAGAGCCUGGAGAAACACAAUCACAUACCGUAUAGCAUCGCCGGGUUACGCUCCUUCUCCGUUCAUGUAUUGAAAUUAAAAUGUGUAUUCUACUUCACCUUCUGUAAUGUCAAAGGUUUUUUAUGUAGAACCCUCUUGUCACAGAAUUAUUUUAUUGUACUGUAAUUGUUUGGAAAGCCUUAAUUGUAUUAUUAAAACGACAUCCUUUUAUAUUUUAGCGGACCCAUGUGUAAUUUUUUUUUUUUUUUUUUUUUUUGGCACAAUUCAUGAUUUCAUAUGGUUUUAAGUUUUAACGUUAGAGCUGUUUAUGUGAUGUUACAAGUUAGAGGCUAUAUUGCUGACUUUUUCUACAGAUUUCGAUGUUAUCUAAGUUAUAUAGAUCCAAGUUACUCUUGCUUAAAAAA
Arabidopsis lyrata subsp. lyrata is the source of this 899-nucleotide messenger RNA. RefSeq lists its product as uncharacterized. The transcript is spliced from 2 exons. Bases 182 to 568 code for a protein of 128 amino acids. The record is from RefSeq and is a predicted model, not a curated record. Lineage: Eukaryota; Viridiplantae; Streptophyta; Magnoliopsida; Brassicales; Brassicaceae.